AUGGAGGAAUUGGACCUUGAAGGAAUCAUGAAGCAUUUUGCUAAUGGAUCCAGGUGUGUUCAUUUAACAGAACUCAACAAAAACCCAGUGGAAGGCUUUUCAGCAGGUUUAAUAGAUGACAAUGAUCUCUACCGAUGGGAAGUCCUUAUUAUUGGUCCUCCAGAUACACUUUAUGAAGGUGGUGUUUUUAAGGCUCAUCUCACUUUCCCAAAAGAUUAUCCCCUUCGGCCUCCUAAAAUGAAAUUCAUUACAGAAAUCUGGCACCCAAAUGUUGAUAAAAAUGGUGAUGUAUGCAUUUCUAUUCUUCACGAGCCCGGGGAAGAUAAAUAUGGUUAUGAAAAGCCAGAGGAACGCUGGCUGCCUAUUCACACCGUGGAAACCAUCAUGAUUAGUGUCAUUUCUAUGCUGGCAGACCCUAAUGGAGACUCACCUGCUAAUGUUGAUGCUGCGAAAGAAUGGAGGGAAGACAGAAAUGGAGAAUUCAAAAGGAAAGUUGCCCGCUGUGUAAGAAAAAGCCAAGAGACUGCUUUUGAGUGACAUUUAUUCAACAGCUGUAACUUCACUUAUUUCAGGGUCUCCAAUUGAGAAACAUGGCACUGUUUUUCCUGCACUCUACCCACCUAUUGCUGGACUUCUGUUGUAACAAGUUGGCAAACACUGGCUGGAACUGGGCUGCAAUAAAACAUGCCAGUAUCAAUGCUGACAAGAGCCUAACAAGUGCCAACUUACAGAUGAUUACGCAUUUUGAAUUCUAAUGAACUGUUUUAACCUUCAGGAAGAAUUGUAAAGACCUGUACAUAGCACAACAUGAUCCGGAUAAUAUAUAUACUGUUCAUGUACAUCCACAAACACACCUUGUACCAAAUAAUGCUUUCUUGUAGUAGAAUAAGAAUCGUGUAAAUUCUAAAAGAUUUUAGCAGGUUUUCUUUCCCUAUUCAUUGUUUCUUAUCAGUUUUAAAAGACUCCUUAAAGCAUGUCAGAUAAAAAGCAAUUAGGAUUAAAAGUUUCCAUUUAAUUUCCUUUAAACCAUUGAGGCUUCAUUAAACUCUUUUCACUUACUAAACUUUGUAUCUUCUUUGUUUUGACACACUCCCCUUUGCUUUUAUCUCUUCUGUCUGCCAGGAAGUUUUCAAAUCAUUUAGUUCAAAUACUGAAACACUCAAUAAGCAACUACUUGAUUUUUAAUGAUGACUUCAGAGGAAUGGUCAUCACUAGGUGCUUCAUCCCUUUUGUAUUAUACUUGCACCCAUCUCUUGGAUUGGAUACAGCAAUAACAUUUUUUCAUUGUUGAGAGCUCUUGAAUUCAGUCAUUAUCCCCAAGAACUAAAAAGAGUUGGUUCUGAAUUCAAUUCAGAUUUAAAAUUAUUGACAUUUACCCCAAACAAUACAAAAUUCUGAUUUGGUUUUAUUUUUGCCCUCAGUUACCUAAUGUGAAGGUUGGAUGAAUAAAGCAUGCACAGCUGCAGGCUUUCUACUUAACUUCUGGGUUUGCUAUUAAAAAUGCUGUUUACCCACACACCCUUCUUAGCCCUUCAUAUUUCUUUGCCUCUAUUCUCUAUACUGCAGAUUUUUCUCACCUAUUGUACAAAGAAAUUGCGAUGUAUAUUUUCAUGUAAUUUGAUUUUGGAAUUCUGUCACCUUAUGUAGUGAGUUCUUCCAAAAUAUAAUUUUUUUCCAAUAA
Messenger RNA from Physeter macrocephalus (sperm whale), 1681 nucleotides. It is a transcript of the gene UBE2G1, whose product is annotated as ubiquitin conjugating enzyme E2 G1. Gene Ontology annotation, biological process: ubiquitin-dependent protein catabolic process; protein polyubiquitination. Bases 1 to 537 code for a protein of 178 amino acids. The record is from RefSeq and is a predicted model, not a curated record. Gene Ontology annotation, molecular function: ubiquitin conjugating enzyme activity. Lineage: Eukaryota; Metazoa; Chordata; Mammalia; Artiodactyla; Physeteridae. The transcript is spliced from 7 exons.